AUGGGCGUUUCUGGUAUUCAUGUUCUUCACGGUCCGGUCGACAACGUUCCUGUGCGUCCCCAGUCCCCUCUCAUCCUCACGGACUUCCUUCACGAUGUCUCGAAAAAAGGGAAAGGGGAAAAGCUAACCGGUGUCAUGCAAACCUCUCUCAGCACUCGUAGCGGAUCGCCAGCAGAGUCCGAGUCUCAAGCCGCCGCCCACAGCAGCAGCAGCAUAUGGGAGCAAAACCCGGAGCUGUGCCGCAACCCGGAGCACCAAUUCCUGCACGACGAGUCCGACUACAACGCCGCGCUCGCCACCGCCUCGCCCGCACGCAUCGCCAAAGUGUCCAUCCUCUACGGCGACCCGAACCCGACGUACGAACGCGCGCUGCGCACGCACGAGCUGCACAACCGCAUCCACGGCGUGCGCGGCUACGUGAUGCGCGACCAGGUCCUCGACGGCGUGUGGAACAAGCCGGCAUACAUCCUCUCCAUCCUCGCCGAAGAACUCCAAAAACCUCCGGAGACGCGGCUGGAGUGGCUGCUCUGGGUCGACGGCGACACCAUCGUGCUGAACCCGUGCGUGCCGCCAGCCAAGUUCCUGCCACCGACGCCGGACGUGCACGUCGUCGUGGCCAACGACGGCAACGGGCUCAACAACGGCAUCUUCCUGCUGCGCGUCAACAGCUGGGCGCUCGAGCUGUUCGCGGGCGUCGUGGGCUUCCGGCACCUGCUCCCCGGCGAGGAGCUGCGCUUCAACGACCAGAGCGCCAUGGAGCGGCUGCUGCACGAGGACAAGUUCCGCCGCAACGUCGCCUACGUGCCGCAGCGCUGGUUCAACGCCUACCACGCCUUCCAGAACGAGACGCUCGGCCCCGAGCGCGUGCGCCGCGGAGACUUCCUCAUACACUUCGCCGGCCGUGGUAAUCGCAACGAGGAGAUGCAGUACUGGCUCGAUAUCGCCGAGCACCACCGGCCCGACUGGGAGCUAGCUUUCUACAAGACCGCUUAUCCUGAGGAGAUUGUCGACUAUUGGAAUGCGUGGUUGAAUGACAGGAAUUCCGGGACUGACUCGGAAAAGAAAGAGGGCGGAGAAUGA
This is a messenger RNA of Lasiodiplodia theobromae, 1080 nucleotides long. Its product is annotated as Galactosyl transferase. Gene Ontology annotation, biological process: protein N-linked glycosylation. The transcript has a single exon. The coding region runs from base 1 to 1080 and encodes 359 amino acids. Lineage: Eukaryota; Fungi; Ascomycota; Dothideomycetes; Botryosphaeriales; Botryosphaeriaceae. Gene Ontology annotation, cellular component: Golgi membrane. Gene Ontology annotation, molecular function: glycosyltransferase activity. The record is from RefSeq and is a predicted model, not a curated record.